CCGGAUCACAUCGAAUGUCUCUUUUUAGGGAGGCUCUUCAAAGACUUUCGAUUUCUCGAACGAGCGACUUGCGAUCAAGAAGCCGAAAGAAAGCGAAGUACCUUUACCUGUAUACUCCCAAGUUUUUCCGGCGUGCUUCGUUUAAGUAAGGGGGGCCACAUCGCACCAAGACUAUGCGACUCGUUCAUGCCCUCAAAAUAAACACUUGUCGCAGUCAAAAACAGCCAGAGGCAUUCCAUUGAGAAUGCCCGCCUAUCGCUUUGUCAAUUGUCGUUUGUGCAAAAAUGGCGAGUUGUUGUCAACUCCAUUGACCGUCAGUGAUUAUGGCUAUAUUAUACCUAACAAUCCUGUUCCACCGGAGAUCCUCGAGGUAGAUCUCAACAACGCCAUCAUUGCUCCUGGCUUCAUUGAACUCCAGACCAAUGGUGCCCUUGGUUUCCACUUUGCGAACUUCACGGACUCCGCAACUUAUAAAGCAGGGUUGGGAACUCUUGCGCAAUACCUCCCAGGUACCGGCACUACCUGGGUAUUCCCACAACAUCACUCCAAUUACAGUCUUUGCUAAAUCUUGUGGAUUUUAGAGCCUUCUUCCCGACUGUACCUACCGUCCUAGACGGUGUCUUACACAACGUCCUUCCGUUGUUAAAACCAGCUGAGCGACCAGAUGCAGCCUCCAUCCUCGGUGCUCACGUAGAAGGACCAUUCAUUGCCAUCUCUCGAUGCGGAGCCCACGACCCCGAGAAAAUGCAAGCACCAACUAAUUCAUCUCUAGAGAGCAUCUAUGGAAAAGCAAACCUCAUGCAAUCCAUUAGAUUGGUAACAUUAGCACCCGAAUUGCCAGGAGCUCUGGAUUACAUCCGCAAUCUAACCAAGUACAACAUAGCCGUCUCAAUGGGCCACUCAGCUGCAACCUACGACGAAGGGGUUGAGGGUAUGCAGGCUGGCGCAACACUUUUGACCCAUUGUUUCAACGGCAUGAAUCCUCUUCAUCACCGUCAACCCAGUCUUCCAGGUGGGUAGUCGGACUUUGCUCUUGAAUUAACAAAGCGUUGAUGUUGGGUUUUCAGGGUUGAUAACAACACGAAAUCCGCCAUACUUUAGUAUCAUCGCAGAUUCCAUACAUCUCCAUCCGCGAGUUGUAGCUAUGGCCUACCGCUCUUCGCCAAGCCACUGUAUACUUAUUACUGAUAGUAUCGAGUGAGCAACACCUCCCUUUUCCUUGCUGCGUUUUCCUCGGACUGAUCCCAUAUUCCUAAACUCCCUGUUGGCCAUUUCUUCCGGACACCCUCCCAAAACCCGCAUUUCAACCCGCAAAAAAGCUAACCUCCUCCUGCGUCUAGACUUUCAGGCCUUCCGGACGGUCUCCAUCCAGGACAUGCUCAGAUCCCAGGCCGGCAACGAAAGAUUGGCAAUAAAGUUGUCCUUGAAGGAACGGAUACUCUGAUAGGAACUUGCAUAACUCUCGACGAAUGCGUUCGCAACCUAAUGGACCUGGCUGAUAUCCCUUUACAAAAAGCCGUUCGCUGCGUCACAGAGAACGUCGCUGAGGCCGUGGGACUAGAGGACAGGUAAAAUAGAGGUUGGGAGACGAGCAGAUUUUGUGAUUUUGGACGAGGCGGGGAUGGUAGAACAGACUUGGGUUUUGGGGAAGAGGGUUGUUUGAUACGGUAGAUUGAAUGUGGACGCGAGAUAGUGUGGGGGUUGGAAGAUUGUUACGUAUGGUAUAGGAGUAUUCGGGCAAGAGGGCGAGAAGGGGCAAAGGGAGGGUAGUGUUGAAGAGCUGCAAAUUGUCAUUGCUGAAUUGUUAUCUGGUGAGGUUCUACGAGCUAUGCUACGCUCAGCGAGACACACAGCAUUUCUUAUUAUUCUCUCGUAUUAGUUUAAUGAUACGUUUCCAGUAUAGGUUAUAUUUCCUAUAGAAAAUUAAGGAGAACCUGGAAAACGUAUAAAUACCUAGGUUUUAAUAUAUUCG
Hymenoscyphus albidus is the source of this 1972-nucleotide messenger RNA. The record is from the annotation of a GenBank genome assembly. Lineage: Eukaryota; Fungi; Ascomycota; Leotiomycetes; Helotiales; Helotiaceae.